GGCCCUCCCCCCGGUGUACGGGCCCUCCCCCCCGGUGUACGUGCGGGCCGACAGGCGGUGAUGGCGGACGGUCGGAGAAGCGUUUCCUCAUUCCUCAGAGCUCCGACCGCAGGAGAGAGAAGCUGAACAAUAGCCGGGUUUACUUCGUUGUCAGCGGCUGAGCUCGGAGCCGAGGUCGCGGCGUGUUUUCGGGAUCUUCUUGGUGGUUUUACCGCCGCUGACUCAUCAACAUGAGGAUGCCGUCGGCGGAGGCCUCUGCGAGCGGGAUGAAGCAGUGCCAGCUGGCCCAGGAUCAGCUGGAGGACGCCAUCAGCGGCGUGAUGAAGGCCGAGCAGCAGCUGAGGGAAAACACCAGAGAGGUGCGUGCGGAGCUGCAGAGCUGUGUGAGCCGUCAGCAGGAGGCGCUGCGCAGCAGGGAGGUGUGGCUGCUCGGUCAGAUCGAGCUGCUGGAGCAGCUGAAGACUGAAGCUCUGCAGCAGCAGCUGCACCGGCUGCACCGGCUGCGAGGACAGUUUGACGUGAUCGUCCAUCAGCUGCAGAACUCGAGCAGCAACGACCUGAGCAACCAGCUGACCAGCUGCAUGGAGAAGUUGUCCUCUCUGAGUCUGACACCAGAGGAAACACCUGAGGUCAGUUUCCACGCCGACACUCGCUCUCUGAGGCAGGCCAUCACCUCGUUCGGCAGCAUCACCGCUCAGCUUGUGCAGGGUGUGUCCUCGCAGAGCCCCGCCCACCAGAGAGGUCAAGUGCAGUGUCCAAUCGCUGCCAAGAAACAGAAGACGGAGGCCGGAGCUCUGGGCGACUGGCUGCUGGGAACUGCUCCAGCAAGCAGCGCUCCUAUUGGUUACCAGUCCAGCACGAACCCUCAGGAUUGGCUGAUGUCGCACACGGAGAGCAAGACUUCCUGUCCCGUCCUGGCCUCGGUGGACUUCCUGCAGGCCUGGGGUCAGCUCAGGGACCUGGAGGCGUGGCUCCUCCAGGACCAGACCGCCGCCAGCCGGGAGAGGGCCAACAGCAGCUGCAGCUCCUCCUUCUCCAUCGAGAAGAUCGACGAAUCAGAGUUCACCGGCGCUGAGGAGGAGGAGGAGGAGCUGAGCGACUGGCUCAUCACCCCACCCACUGUUGCCAUGGAGACCAUGUCAGACGGCGAGCGGUGGCGGCAGGUGCUGAAGCCAUUCGAGGACGCCUGGUCAUCCAGUGACUGGCUGGUGGGGUCAAGCCGCCCCCCCGCCGACUGCUCCUCCUGCUGCCAGACCACCAAGGCCGUGGAGAUCGAGAACCUGGGCCAGCUCAAGUGCCUGAAGACCCCGCCCGCCUCCAGCCCCGAAUCCCCCGCCUCCCCGGCGGCCCCGGUGACGGCGCCGGCCCUGGAGGCGUGGCUCCAGCAGGUGGUUCCGGUGCAGCAGAACUGCAGGGCUAACGAGGCCUGCUCCACCUACUCCGACUGCGUCUGCGAGGAGAACUGCGGGAGGGAAGCUCUGAGCGUCUGGCUGCUCCGUCAGGACGGGCGAGACAAGAACGGCGUCCCGGUCGCCAAGAACGCCCCGCCCACCCUGCACCUCAGGGAGCAGGAACAGAAGGUUCAGGCCAUCCUGGAGGCCUGGCUCCACCCCACCCGCACCUCCUCCACCUCCUCCUCCCUGCAGGCUCUCACCUCCUCCCUCUCUGGCUGGGUGGCUCCUGAGGAGGAGAAGGCCAGCAGGGAGGAGCACAGCUCCCAGUUCAAGCCUUCCUCCUCCUCCUCCUCCUCGUCUCCGUUCCAGCGCCCUCUGGAUCCAGAACUCUGGGUGCUUCCUGGGCAGACGCCUCCUCCUGCUCCGGGGUCGGGAGGUCCGCCCCGCCCAGCAGCCGAGGAGGACAAAUGGCUGCUGAAGAAGAGGAGUCAGGCUCAGGAGCGCCUGGCGCUGCCCACUGUCUGUGACCUGUUCUCCUGUAUGAAGGUGGGCGGAGACAAAGACAAAUGGCUGCACAAGGCUCCUGAACAGAUGUGACGACGACGACGGAUGUUUCUUCUUCUCUCCUCUGGGAGUCAGUUUAUUAUCGCUGAUCAGCGCACACGAUCGCAACAAUCUAACGAACACCGCCGCCUUCUUCCUGUGACAUCACCACGCUGAGCCGCCGCCCGCCGCUCUCCUCCAAUCGGGAUCAGGAACCGACCGAUCAAUACAUUAACUGCUUGUCUGUGGGAAAACUUUAACGGACUUUGAUUUGCAUUUUAAAGACCAAUCGAUUAAUCAAUGACUCCAGGUGUCGGGUUUGCUCUCCUUCAGUCAGUCGGCAGGAAAUAAAAAUGCUAAUUGAUUCGUUAUUUAAGUCUUGUCAAGCAAAAAUAUCAAUCGCUGAUCAGAACUUGUUUAUUUUGAGGUUUUCUGUUUUUUCUUUGACUCACGUGAUCGAAAUCAGUUUGUUUCUGUCUGUAAUGUUCUUCAUCGUCGUCUGACGCUCCAAAGAGCAAACGAUUAAUCGAUUAGUCGAGAAAAUAAUUAGCAGAUUAAUCAAUAAUAAAAUAAUUAGCUGCAGGGCGCGUCGAUCAGCUGAUCCCGACAGGAGGGGAGGGGGCGGAGCCUGAGGGGACAGGGCGGGGUCGAGUGGGCGGGGUUAAAGUUAGAUAAAAUAACCUUUAUUUUAACAAACCUGUUUUUAAGCUUUCACUUCAUUUCCUCCUCUAACAGAAUCUGAUUGGGAAUAUUCCUUUUCUUCUUCUUUGGUUUUUCCUGUGAAACUGCUGAACUGCAGAGAUCUACUUCCUGUCCAGACUGCAGGCUGCUCGCAUCACUUCCUCAGUUUUUUUUUUACUGCAGAUUUCGAGGAGACGGCGGUGAUGACGGCGGCUUUCUUUAAAGUUACAACCUUCAGUUUUUCAUCACUGCUUAGCGUUGGGGUUUGCACAUGCUCAGUGGCGUUUCGGGCCGUAGCGACGUCGUGCACUUUAAAAUCUCGUUUUGUUUCUCUGUGAAGGUUUAACAAAUAUAAAAGCUUCACAGGAGAAAUACCUGAGCUGUUAGCUGUUAGAAUGGACGUCAACGGGAAUGUUUAGUUGCAGUACCGCGAGUGACCACCGGCUGAGUGGAGGCGCCGCUUCACAUCUGUCAAUACAUCGUCAAUACAUCUGUCAAUAGAUCUGUCAAUAGAUCUAUUAAUAGAUCUGGCAAUAGAUUAUUAGAUCUGUCAAUAGAUCUGUCAAUAGAUCUGUCAAUAGAUUAAUAGAUCUGUCAAUAGAUUAAUAGAUCUGUCAGUAGAUCUGUCAAUAGAUCUGUCAAUAGAUUAUUAGAUCUGUCAAUAGAUCUGUCAAUAGAUCUGUCAAUAGAUUAAUAGAUCUGUCAAUAGAUCUGUCAAUAGAUCUGUCAAUAGAUCUGUCAAUAGAUUAAUAGAUCUGUCAAUAGAUCUGUCAAUAGAUUAUUAGAUCUGUCAAUAGAUCUGUCAAUAGAUCUGUCAAUAGAUUAAUAGAUCUGUCAAUAGAUCUGUCAGUAGAUCUGUUAAAGGGUGCAUGACUGACUCGUCGUCUGCUCCUCCGACCAGCAGAGGGCGCCGUUGUCUCCCGUCUAUGCGUGUGGUUUUAUUAUUAGUAUUUUACUGCUUUUUGAACAUGUAUGAGCUGAAGGUGUGUGAGGAAACCUGCAGCUGUUACAUUAAAAGCUCCUGGUCUGGUUCUUCUGUUGUGCCCUGAGUUGAGUCUUGCAGGCUGACAGACUCUGUAUGGCCUCGACCGUCUCUAAUCCGAAGCGUUUGAUUGGUGGAGCUCGUCAUGCGUCAUUAAACGCCUGGAGGACUCGGUUCAGGGCAGAAAACAGAUAAAAAUCUACGGAAUAAAAAACAAAGAACUUUGUUUCCCAGAAUGCCUUGGGUGGGAGCAGCCUGCAGUCCGUUAGCAGACGGGUCACAUGACUCCGCAGUCAGCAGUGAUUGGUGCUUUUUAUUGAAGCUGUGUGAUAGUUUUGGGGGGCGGGGCUUCUGUCAUAUAGAGCUGUGAUGUCAUCAGUGCUCUCUUCCUGCUGUGAUUCUCUACAGUAAUAAAACAUGCUGACAUCA
Messenger RNA from Siniperca chuatsi (mandarin fish), 4029 nucleotides. RefSeq names its product nuclear receptor coactivator 4 (gene ncoa4). The coding region runs from base 231 to 1991 and encodes 586 amino acids. The transcript is spliced from 11 exons. Gene Ontology annotation, molecular function: transcription coactivator activity. Gene Ontology annotation, biological process: response to hormone; intracellular iron ion homeostasis. Lineage: Eukaryota; Metazoa; Chordata; Actinopteri; Centrarchiformes; Sinipercidae. The record is from RefSeq and is a predicted model, not a curated record.